AUGGAAGAUCUGCAAGCGCCGGUUAUGCAGCUCGACGAGCGCGUUAAUUAUAUUCUCUAUGACAAGCAAAGCAGUCGGGUGUUGUCUGUGCUAUAUCUGAUCGGAGCAGAUCUAGACGACUAUGAGCGCUUGCUCAGAGCCCUGGUAGUCAACUUGAGUCACAUGACCACGUCGCGGGUGGUCUUUAUGCUGCAGCUGGAAGAAGCCAACGAGACGCUUCUACACAAAUUAUUCAACAUUUGCUGGCAAAUGAAGUUGCUGAACGUGCUGGUGAUAUUCGAGAGCUUUCAGUUCACAAACACCUUCUACAGCUACUCGCCGUUUCCCAGUUAUCAAUUGGAGCAGCGCGCAUUUCAUUCCAGCUCAAUCAUCUUUCCUGAUCGUCUGCGUGAUCUUCGGGGAUUUAGUGUGCGCAUUGCAAUUGGUGGCGCUGUGCCUCGCAUCAUCGCCUACUACGACAGGCAAGGUCACAUAGUCUACCGAGGCAUCCUGGGCCACUUCAUGCAUGCCUUUGGUCAGAAAUACAACUGCACGUUUACUCAGCCGAUGCCAGCCAGGCCAAAUGAGCUGCUUCCGUCGACGCAAUUGAUUGCAGCAGCGCGAAACGAUACUGUGGACAUCUCGUUGGCCAUUACGUAUCCCAUACUGCUCAGAAUGCAGUCUUAUUCGUAUCCCUACGAGCUCAUGAACUGGUGUAUGAUGCUGCCCGUGGAGGCGGAUAUUCCGCGGGCCGACUACUAUCUCUAUGUCUUUGAGCUGCAGGCAUUUGUGGUCACUGUUGUUCUCUUGGCGAUGAUUUCAGCACUGCUCUCAUCGGCUCUGAGAUCGGAAGGCCAUUCGGUCCAGAUGUAUGAGUUUCUGCUGCAUGCGAAUUGUGUGAGGGGCGUAUUGGGACAGUCUUUCCAUCAGGUGCGUCGAGCUUCGAUGCACCUGCGUUCCAUAUACCUGCAGAUCAGCUUAUUGGGAUUUUCGAUUACCACCUGGUACAAUUCCUACUUUUCGGCCUAUGUGACUAGCAUACCCAAGGUACCGCCCUACCGAAGCUACGAUGAUAUCAUGGCCUCCCAGUUGAAGGUAGUUGCAUGGGAGGCGGAGUACAAGGAGCUCUUAAGAUUCCUACCGGAAAUUCGGAAAUACGAGUCCAUGUUUCUUAUAGAGCCGAGCUUUAAUAAAUUCAUGCGAAUGGGCGACUCCUUUGACACGCGCUAUGGUUUCAUGACGACAACCAGCAAGUGGGUGGUUAUCAAUGAGCAACAGACGAUCUUCAGGAAACCACUUUUUCGGAUUCGCACCGACUUGUGCUUCUUUAAUAAUGUUCCGCUCGGAUUUCCAGUGCACGAGAACUCAAUCUAUAAGGAUAUCAUUACAAAGCUGAUCAUGCAACUGGAUGAGACGGGCCUCAAGUCGCAUUGGGGACUGAAGGGAUUUUCGGAACUAGUCGAAGCUGGUGUGAUGCAAUACUUGGAUCACAGUCUGCGACGAGAAUUCCGCGCUAUGAAGCUAGACGAUCUGGAAUAUAUUCUAUAUGGCUUUGCUUUUAUGCAGGUAUUAUCCUUGGUUGUCUUCUUGCUUGAAGUGUUUGUAAAUUGGCUGAGAGUGAGAUAA
Messenger RNA from Drosophila arizonae, 1605 nucleotides. RefSeq lists its product as uncharacterized. The record is from RefSeq and is a predicted model, not a curated record. NCBI's taxonomy places the organism in Eukaryota, Metazoa, Arthropoda, Insecta, Diptera, Drosophilidae.